Molecule: messenger RNA, 1326 nt
Organism: Fomitiporia mediterranea MF3/22
Lineage: Eukaryota; Fungi; Basidiomycota; Agaricomycetes; Hymenochaetales; Hymenochaetaceae
Exons: 4
Coding region: 1-1326 (441 amino acids)
Source: RefSeq, a predicted model, not a curated record
AUGGCAAGUCUGCAAACAGCGCACCGGUCGACCCCCGGUACUCCCCGAAAGCGCCGACAAGGACAAAGGACCGUGACCAGGACCAUCUACAUCGCCACCAAUGGCGCAUCUCCUAGAAAGCCACCUCCACGAACAAAGGCAUCCAGUGCCACCCGCCUACCUGGACCACCUCUUGUUUCUGGGGAAGAAAUACACACGGCAUUUACCCAUGGAACCAGGUCAUCGGCUAAAUACAUAUAUGACGUUGUAACUUCCACACUCUCCCUUCUCAAGUGGCCCUUGGUUUUACUCCUCACUAUGUGGACAAUCACGAUCAUCAUCAGUGCUCUCUCCGCUACCGUCCGUUCCGCUUUCUCACCACUAUGUGUUAUUCCUGGCGUUUCUCGCUUUGACAUAUGCGCAACCAGAAAACUACAGACAGGCAAUAUCAAGGAACCCCAGCAUGCAGAAUAUCCAAUGAUGGUGGAAGUUCAGAGCAAGACAUUCGAGCAACUAUUGGACGAGAGUGUCGGGAGCACAAGCGUCGCACUGGAUAUCAAGAAAGCGGAGAUGGCCACAGCUGAUCUCGUUAUACUUGUAAGGAUGAGCGAUUUGAGAGGCAAAGACCAUCUCGCGACUGCACUAGGUUCUUUUGUCGACGAUGCACGAGAAACGGCGCGUGGCCUUCAGAAGCUAAAUGCAAAAAUAAGCGGAUCAGUAGAUAAUAUAUUAGCCAUCAGUGAUUUUGCAUUGCAAACGAUCGAAGGAAGGAGUACCGAAAAAUCCUCACUAAUGAAAUAUAUCUGGCCAUUUAAUUCCAACACGUCCAAUAAGGAGCUUCUCGCUUCCACCUUUUCGCAAUCGCUUUCCGUUCUUUCAUCCUCGUUAGAACGGCUGAUUUUAUCCGCGGAAGCUUCUUUAGACUCGUUGAAUAAGCUCGAGGAGCAGCUAAAUACGAUACACGGUAUUGUGUCUCGUGAGGAUAACACUCUAUCAGUUGAAAACGCCGAGUUGCUUGCUGCUUUAUGGACACGUCUGGGAGGCAACCGCGCUAAAGUUGUACGAUUCGCGAGCAAUCUUCAAUUACUAAAGGAACUUGGCGGAUAUCGAGCGCAAGCCCUUGCCAGAGUUGUUGCAGCACUGCAGGCAUUACAAGAGCUGUCCGCAAACAUGGAAGAACUCCGAGAGCGAGCAUCGACGCCGGAACUUGCAGGCGAUGAAAUACCUGUCGAAGUACAUGCGCGUGCCAUAAGGAGUGGUGUUGAUAGACUUAAUGAGGGAAGAUUACGUGCCAAGCGACUUGAGGAAGAAGCAGUUAAUAGAGUGCUAGGACUGGAUGCAGAUUAG